CUAGCCUGACCCUGCAACCCACUGGCAGCACAGUCAGCACAGCGGUUUGGCUCACAGCAGAGGGCAAAGGCCAUCAUCAGCUCCCUUUAUAAGGGAACAGUCACACACUCGGUGUGCUGAGAGUGUCCUGUCUGGUCCUCUGUGCCUGGUGGGGUGGGGGUGCCAAGUGUGUCCAGAGAGCUCAGUGGGCAGCAAGGCAGCCAUGGGGCUGGAUGCACUGGUGCCCCUGGCUGUGACAGUGGCCAUCUUCCUGCUUCUGGUGGACCUGAUGCACCGUCGCCAACGCUGGGCUGCACGCUACCCGCCUGGCCCCAUGCCACUGCCCGGGCUGGGCAACCUGCUGCAUGUGGACUUCCAGAACACACCAAACUGCUGCAACCAGCUGCGGCGCCGCUUUGGGGACGUGUUCAGCCUGCAGCUGGUCUGGACUCCAGUGGUCGUGCUCAAUGGGCUGGAGGCUGUGCGCGAGGCGCUGGUGACCCGCGGCGAGGACACCGCCGACCGCCCGCCUACGCCCAUCAACCAGGUCCUGGGCUACGGGCCGCGCUCCCAAGGGGUGUUCAUGGCUCGUUACGGUCUCGCGUGGCGCGAGCAGAGGCGCUUCUGCGUGUCCACCUUGCGCAACUUGAGGCUGGGCAAGAAGUUGCUGGAGCAGUGGGUGACCAAGGAAGCUGCCUGCCUCUGUGCCGCCUUCGAUGACUAUGACGGACGCCCCUUCCGCCCCAACGAACUCCUGGACAAAGCGGCGAGCAACGUAAUCGCCUCCCUUACCUGCGGGCACCGCUUCGAGUAUGACGACCCUCGCUUCCUCAGGCUGCUGGACCUAGCGCAGGAGGGAUUGAAGGAGGGGUCGGGCUUCCUGCCCCAGGUGCUGAAUGCCAUCCCUGUCCUCCUGCGCAUCCCGUGGCUGGCUGGCAAGGUGUUACGCUCCCAAAAGGCUUUCCUGGCCCACCUGGAUGAGCUGCUGAACGAGCACAGGAUGACCUGGGACCCAGCCCAGCCACCCCGAGACCUGACUGAUGCCUUCCUGGCAGAGAUGGAGAAGGCCAAGGAGAACCCCGAGAGCAGCUUCAAUGACACGAACCUGCGUAUGGUGGUGGCUGACCUGUUCUUGGCCGGGAUGGUGACCACCUCAAUCACGCUGGCCUGGGGCCUUCUGCUCAUGAUCCUUCACCCAGAUGUGCAGCGUGAGCCCAGCUGGGACCCAGAGAUCGACGACGUGAUAGGGCAGGCGCGGCGACCAGAGAUGGGCGACCAGGUUCACAUGCCCUACACCACUGCUGUGAUUCAUGAGGUGCAGCGCUUUGGGGACAUCGUCCCCAUGAAUAUGCCCCACAUGACAUCCCGAGACAUUGAAGUGCAGGGCUUCCUCAUCCCUAAGGGGACAGCGAUCUUCGCCAACCUGUCAUCAGUGCUGAAGGAUGAGGCCAUCUGGGAAAAGCCCUUCCGCUUCCACCCUGAACACUUCCUGAAUGCCCAGGCCCGCUUUGUGAAGCCAGAGGCCUUCCUGCCUUUCUCAGCAGGCCGCCGCGCAUGCCUCGGGGAGCCCCUGGCCCGCAUGGAGCUCUUCCUCUUCUUCACCCACCUGCUGCAGCACUUCAGCUUCUCCGUGCCCGCUGGACAGCCCCGGCCCAGUAGCUCGCCUGCCGGUGGCUUUCUGGUGUAUCCUUCUCCCUACCAGCUUUGUGCUGUGCCCCGCUAGAGUUGGGCAUCAAGCCCCUGACUUGCUCCUCUUGUACAAUAAAUUAGUCUAGAGGCUCCCACUUGGUUUCUGAA
This is a messenger RNA of Sapajus apella (tufted capuchin), 1776 nucleotides long. Its product is annotated as cytochrome P450 2D6-like. Gene Ontology annotation, molecular function: iron ion binding; heme binding; oxidoreductase activity, acting on paired donors, with incorporation or reduction of molecular oxygen, reduced flavin or flavoprotein as one donor, and incorporation of one atom of oxygen. Gene Ontology annotation, cellular component: cytoplasm; intracellular membrane-bounded organelle. The transcript has 9 exons. The record is from RefSeq and is a predicted model, not a curated record. Gene Ontology annotation, biological process: xenobiotic metabolic process; arachidonate metabolic process. NCBI's taxonomy places the organism in Eukaryota, Metazoa, Chordata, Mammalia, Primates, Cebidae. Bases 203 to 1702 code for a protein of 499 amino acids.